GGGGUGUGAGGUUUGAGAGACGCGAGGGGGAAGUGCGGCGUCUACCAGGCAGCAGUAAGCAAGUUGUUGUUGGUUGAGGCGACUUGACUCCUUUAUCUCUCUCGCGCUCCCGCCGCGCUUGACUUGCCCCUCCAGGUGCCAGGACUUGUUCGUUACCGCUGAAGCGAGGAGGAGCAGGGGGAGGACAAUGAAGGGCUCGUCCACCCCCGACAAACCCAAGGCGACGGAGGGCGACGGCGCCCCUCCGCGUGCUCGCGGCGCCAGGAGGCGCUGCACCAGCUCUAGCGGCCCCGUGUCGGGCGCGAGCCCGGGCCCGGCGGGGGAAGCGCCGCGCGGACACCGGGACAAGCAGGAGGAGGGCGGCAGCAGCAGCCUGAAAUGCCACAGAGUGCAGGACUCACUCCUGAGCUCCUCCAGUGGUUUCAGCAACUAUAGAGGCAUCAUCAACUGGUGUGUCAUCAUGCUGGUGCUGGGAAACGCCCGUCUCUUCCUAGAGAACCUCAUGAAAUAUGGAAUACUGGUUGACCCAAUUCAGAUUGUUUCGCUGUUUCUGAGUGAUCCGUACAGCUGGCCUGCCACUUGCUUGGUUAUCGUGUCUAAUCUGUUCAUAAUGGCCGGUUUCUUCAUCGAGAAGCUUCUUGCAUCGGGAAUUCUGGGAGAGCGGCUGGGCCAAUGGCUGCACUGGCUGAACCUGCUAACGGAGCUAACACUGCCUGUGGUCGUCACGCUCCUCGUCUCGUCUAUUAAUCCCAUCUGCUCCGCCAUCAUGCUGUUCGUCUACACGGUGCUCUUCCUAAAGCUCUACUCGUAUGCCGACGUCAACCGCUGGUGCCGCGAGCAACGUGGCAAGCCCGGCGCAGGGCGCCGCUUCGCACGUUCCCUCUCCACAUCCUCAGUUGGCAAGGUGAACGGAGAAGCCAAACAGGUGGCAGUCGUGCAUUACCCUGACAACCUGAACUAUAGAGACCUCUACUACUUUGUAUUUGCACCGACGCUCUGCUACGAGCUCAACUUCCCUCGCACAUCGCGUAUUCGCAAGCGCUUUCUGCUGCGCAGGAUAUUUGAGAUGCUGUUUCUCAUGCAGCUAAUGCUGGGAUUCAUCCAACAGUGGAUCGUUCCGAGUAUUCGCAACUCGAUGAAGCCACUCAUUGAGAUGGACGUGUCACGUGUAGUGGAACGCCUGCUUAAACUUGCCGUCCCAAACCACCUCAUCUGGCUCAUCUUCUUCUACUGGUUCUUCCACUCCUGCUUGAACUUGCUGGCGGAGAUCAUGAAGUUUGGCGACCGAGAGUUUUACCGCGAUUGGUGGAAUGCGCAGACUGUCACCUACUUCUGGGCCAACUGGAACAUCCCGGUGCACAAGUGGUGUGUCCGACACUUCUACAAGCCACUGCUCAAGAGGGGCUUUAACAAGAUGCACGCGCAGCUGGGCGUCUUCCUCCUCUCCGCUUUCUUCCACGAGUACCUGGUGAGCGUGCCGCUGAGAAUGUUCCGGAUCUGGGCAUUCAUGGGCAUGAUGGCACAGGUCCCCUUGGCAUGGUUUGUCGGCAGCUUUCUGAGCGGUAACUACGGAAACUCAGCCGUGUGGCUGAGCCUGAUCCUCGGGCAGCCGGUGGCGGUGUUUAUGUACGUGCACGACUACUACGUGCUCAACUUCAGGGAUGCCGCGCAGUGAGGCACCCCUUCUUCGCCAUCCCAGCGCCUCCUGGCUCUGCACGGCCUCAACAUUUUGCCAUCUCGGAUGCCGACCGUGUGGCCAAUCAGGCGGCAUGUACCACUGAGCCGGGCUUCGUGCUUCUCCAGGCCGUGAGGAAAGUUUCUGCGGAGCGGGUGCCGAGGGCCCUGUGACGUUGCAAUACACUUCUAGCUGUGUCAUCGCGCGUUUGGGAAUUCGCCAUUGUAGGGGCAGUGGUGAUUGGGUGAGUUACCCCAAUUGGAAUAGGUACCGAUUAAGUAAUUGAGAUAGUGAUUUGUUUCGUUCUCCGUCCUCUAUCACCAAAACCAAUAGCCGUGCAACGAUGCCAAUUAACCGGUCCACGAGUACUAAUGAAUGGCCUCCUCAUUUGGGUUAAUGGUAUCAUGGGUCUGACUUAUUGUUAUAUAGAACAAAGAUAAUUACAAUAGACUUGCUAAUGGUGAACUUUUUAUUUAAUUGUGAAAGAGACUAAAAUCUGGAACUAACGUGACUGAAUGUGAAGGUGUAAUUGAUUCUAGAUUUGAAGCUUUCAUGACUGCAAGGAUCCAUACUCUUUGGUUCUAUUCGGUAAAGUCACGUAGGUAAAAAAUAAAACAACAAAAAUCACGACG
Petromyzon marinus (sea lamprey) is the source of this 2307-nucleotide messenger RNA. It is a transcript of the gene DGAT1, whose product is annotated as diacylglycerol O-acyltransferase 1. Gene Ontology annotation, cellular component: endoplasmic reticulum membrane. Gene Ontology annotation, biological process: triglyceride biosynthetic process. The record is from RefSeq and is a predicted model, not a curated record. Gene Ontology annotation, molecular function: diacylglycerol O-acyltransferase activity. NCBI's taxonomy places the organism in Eukaryota, Metazoa, Chordata, Hyperoartia, Petromyzontiformes, Petromyzontidae.